This is a messenger RNA of Rotaria sp. Silwood2, 1110 nucleotides long. The record is from the annotation of a GenBank genome assembly. Lineage: Eukaryota; Metazoa; Rotifera; Eurotatoria; Philodinida; Philodinidae.
AUGAGUAUAUUUGCUAGAACAACAAUUGGAGCUAAUACAGCAAAUGUUUCAUCAUCGGGAUUUGUUUCAAUUCAUACACUUCCUGUUGCUUUUGGUUAUUUAAAAAUAAUCGAAAAACAACAACCAAAAUAUGUUGAUAAAUUAACACCACAUAUUACAAAAUUAUUACAAAAAUUAAUUAAAGAUCAUACAAGUGCUGGCGUUGACUAUAAUCCUGCAUUCACAGAAUAUAUCAUUGAAUGUUUAACAUUACUCAAAUAUCGUAUUGGUCAAUUAACAAGUGAUCUUCGUAAACAAUUUAUGAAUAAUUUCCUACCAUGCCUAAUUGAAAAAUCUCAUGAUAUAACUCUUGUUCGAGCUAUAAUUCGUCUUGUAUAUGAUUGGCUUAAAUGGCGUGGUGAUGUACAAUUAGUUCCAUCAUUAAAAGAAAAAUCUCAAUUACUUCUUAAACUUUUACAAUGUAUUGAUAAAAGUGGACGUUUUCAUCAACAUCAACAAACAAAUGAUAAUGAUUUAACAAAUAGUUUUCUUGAACUUAUUUUACAUGUUUAUCAAGAAACAAAUUAUCGUGAAUUAUGUAUUAAAUUAGAAGCAGCAUUUAUUCUUGGUUUAAAAUCAACAAAUCAGCAAUUACGAAAACAAUUUUUUCUUAUCUUAGAUAAAAAUCUGCGAAAAACAUUACAUGAUAGAUUAUUAUUUAUAUUUUUAUCACAAAAUUGGGAAUAUCUUGGACAACAUUAUUGGAUAAAACAAUGUCUAGAAUUAUUUUAUACAUGUGUUUCAUCAACAAUUCCAUUAUCAAUUGUUGAUAAUCGUACAUCGAUUUUACCAGCAUUAACAUCUGUUAUCAAAUCUGGUGAAUUUUAUGAUCGAUAUGAUUUUAUGAUUGAUUAUGUUAAAACAAAAAAUCCAUCAGCUAUAGAAAAUGUUGGAAUUAAAACUGAACAAAAUUCAGAUGUACAAAUUAAAAUGGAAGUUAAUGAUGAAACACCAACACAAAAUCCAGCUUAUUCUAUUAUAUCAAAUGCUCUUGGCGUUACAGCAAUGAGUACACUUGUAACAAAUUUUCAAAUAACUCCAGCACGUACAUUUGCAAUUUUAAUUCAAUAA